This is a messenger RNA of Fundulus heteroclitus (mummichog), 1511 nucleotides long. RefSeq names its product cathepsin D (gene ctsd). Gene Ontology annotation, biological process: proteolysis. Bases 95 to 1285 code for a protein of 396 amino acids. Gene Ontology annotation, molecular function: aspartic-type endopeptidase activity. Gene Ontology annotation, cellular component: lysosome. The record is from RefSeq and is a predicted model, not a curated record. Lineage: Eukaryota; Metazoa; Chordata; Actinopteri; Cyprinodontiformes; Fundulidae. The transcript is spliced from 9 exons.
GACUCGGCGCGGGUCAGCUGAUAUAAAGUCGGCUCCGUUUUUUUCGACAACAAGCUCAGUCACUGCUGUUGGUUCUGGUUCUGAUUCUGGCACAAUGAGGAGCCUGGCCGUGUUAGUGCUGGCGGCGUUAGCGUUCACGAACGACGCCCUGGUUCGAAUUCCCUUAAAGAAAUUCCGUUCGAUCCGCCGCGAGCUCACCGACUCGGGAAGGAGUGCGGAGGAGCUCCUGGCCGGCCAACACUCCUUGAAGUACAACUUGGGCUUCCCCGCCAGUAACGGUCCCACUCCAGAGACUCUGAAGAACUACCUGGAUGCUCAGUACUACGGAGAGAUCGGUCUGGGAAGUCCUCCUCAGCUCUUCACCGUGGUGUUUGACACCGGCUCGUCCAACCUGUGGGUUCCCUCCGUUCACUGCUCCCUGCUGGACAUCGCCUGCUUGCUUCACCACAAAUAUAACUCGGCUAAGUCCAGCACAUACGUGAAGAACGGGACGUCGUUCGCCAUCCAGUAUGGCUCUGGCAGUCUGUCAGGAUACCUCAGUCAGGAUACGUGCACGAUCGGCGACAUCUCCGUGGAGAAGCAGCUGUUCGGUGAAGCCAUCAAGCAGCCCGGCGUGGCCUUCAUCGCCGCCAAGUUCGACGGGAUCCUCGGCAUGGCGUACCCCCGGAUCUCCGUGGACGGCGUGGCUCCUGUGUUUGACAACAUCAUGAGCCAGAAGAAGGUGGAGCAGAACGUCUUCUCCUUCUACCUGAACAGGAACCCGGACACCGAGCCAGGAGGUGAGCUGCUGCUGGGAGGAACCGACCCAAAGUACUACACCGGAGACUUCCACUACGUCAACAUUUCCCGACAGGCCUACUGGCAGAUCCACAUGGACGGGAUGAGCAUCGGCAGCCAGCUGAAUCUGUGUAAAGGCGGCUGUGAGGCCAUCGUGGACACGGGGACGUCUCUGAUCACCGGCCCUGCAGCCGAGGUCAAAUCUCUGCAGAAAGCCAUCGGCGCUCUUCCACUCAUCCAGGGAGAGUACAUGGUUCCCUGUGAAAAGGUCCCAACUCUGCCAGUCAUCACCUUCAACGUUGGCGGACUGACCUACAGUCUGACCGGAGAGCAGUACAUCCUCAAGGUUACUCAGGCUGGGAAGACCAUGUGUCUGAGCGGAUUCAUGGGUCUGGACAUCCCUCCCCCCGCCGGGCCGCUGUGGAUCCUGGGAGACGUGUUCAUCGGUCAGUACUACACCGUGUUCGACCGCCAAAACAACCGGGUGGGCUUCGCUAAAUCCAAGUAAACGACGCAUCGAGGAUGCAGGCUGAGCGCCACGCUCCAGAUCUGAGCUGCUGGUUUUCUUUUCUCUGAUCAAAACGUACCUAACCAUAGACUUUAGAACAAACCUGCACUGAUGUGAAGAGUCUGGACCGGUUCUGACAAAAGGUGCAGCAGAACGGGGAUUUGAUGAGAUGGUUCUGCUUUUAGAAAACAUCCAAGUAAUUUUUUUUUUUUUUUUUUUUUUUUUU